This is a messenger RNA of Acaulospora colombiana, 582 nucleotides long. Lineage: Eukaryota; Fungi; Glomeromycota; Glomeromycetes; Diversisporales; Acaulosporaceae. The record is from the annotation of a GenBank genome assembly.
AUGGCACCGGAUGUUGCAGUUCGUCCAAGCGAAGUACACGUUCCACGACCACUAAUUCCUCACCCUGGCCCUCCUCCCAGUACCACGACUAAUCGUAACCAUGCAAGAAUUAUUUGUGAAAUUGCUAACGCUCAAAAACUUGGUAAAUGGGAAGAAAGAUGCGAAACCUGGAUGCAUGAAAUAUAUGUACGAUGUGUAUUCGGUGUCAAGAUUUAUGACAUAACAACUUCACUAGGUACAGCACAGAGAGCAAUGAUAGCCAAGUUAUGGACGCGCCAAGCACUAGAAGGAAGUGUGUUAUCAACUAAUGCAACUUUGGCAACGGCAGGAGUGCGUGUUAAAACGUGGGAUUUCGGUACUAUGCAAUUCAAUACUCUCACACCUACUGCCUGCACUGGAGCAAAUCUUCCCACAUAUCAGGUCACUAUUCCGAUAUCGGAUGUUUUCUGGAACCCUCCCAUUGUUAACGGAAUUGUAAACGAAGCAGGAUAUACUCCAACAGUCCCUAAUGAAGUUGUUGAUAAUAAUUUUGUCAUAGAUUUAUAUGGAAUUCAACGAUGGGUUCAAAAUGCACAAAAAUAA